Molecule: messenger RNA, 1473 nt
Organism: Hypoxylon fragiforme
Lineage: Eukaryota; Fungi; Ascomycota; Sordariomycetes; Xylariales; Hypoxylaceae
Exons: 1
Coding region: 454-1206 (250 amino acids)
Source: RefSeq, a predicted model, not a curated record
AGUAAAUAUACCUGCAUCGUUUAAUUACUUGGAAGCAGCUACACAUGCACCUAUAUAUAUGUCCUGCAACAUGUUGUUACCUGUCACAAUCACCACGUACUUAGUACACCUAGUACACCUAGUACACCUAGUACACCUAGUACGGAUAAUAUAAUAGGCAAGAGAAUGUCGAUCAGUUGGAAGCAAGAGAAUGAGAAUGAUAGAAGAUGGGAAGUUUAGUUUAAUUCUCUCUUUGAUCAUACCGACACUGUAGCACAUUAUACACACAUUCUCGCCCACCUAAACACAAACACAAACAUACACAAAUCUACCCCCCAUUCCUAAGAACUACCUACCCUGAACCAUAAUCAGAUUUUUUUUUCUUGUUUCUUCCUUUGAGCCUCGGGCGCCUCAUCAGCCGGUACAACUCUUGUUGCCUGCCCAGUAUUACACAGGAUCUACAGACAAAGCAAAAUGCACGCCUUCAGCUAUUUUGCCCUCUCCAUCAUCGGCGUGGCCUAUAGCCUGCCAACACUGCUCGCCGAGAGCAAGAGGGGGCUCAUCAAAGUCAGCCCGGAUCUCGAUCUCGGUUUAGAUGUCAACAACGACAACUCUUGUCUCGGGUUAGGCAUCUCUGUGUGCGAUCCCAUCACGGUUGACUCCAACAAGACCUCGACGGUAACGAAAGGAAGCAGCAGCAGCAGUAGCAGUAGCAGCAUUAGCCCUCCAUCCUCUACACCCACAGCCAAGGAGGCUUCAUCCUCCGGGGAUGACCCACUGAUUGACAUUAGCCCCGACCUAGGCCUAGAUCUCGGCCUCAGCAACGAGAAUAGCUGCCUAGGAAUCGGCAUCAGUGCCUGUGACCCCAUCACCGUCGGGUCAGACGUUACCAACACCGUCGACAAAGGCGAUAAUGACGCUGAUACCAGUAGCAACCCUGAUUCGCCCUCGAAGGAGAAUACCCAGCAGUCUAGCUACCCAACUUCCACCACCUCAACUUCAGCCUCUACAUACCCUACCACCACUUCCAAAUCCACACCUACUUCUACCCCCACCCAAAUCACUAGCGCAGGAAGCAAAAGUACUGGCGGCGGUCUACUUGAUCUGAGCCCAGUGCUAUCGCCAGACGUCAACCUGAACAACGACAACAGCUGCCAAGGCAUCGGCAUUUCUGCCUGCGACCCCAUCACUGUCGACUCCAACGUCAAUAACACCGUCUCUAACUAAUGAAUUUCCCUUACCCUCGCCAACAUACCCACUAAGCUUCUUUCAUGGAUUUCCAAGACAUAAAAUGUAUUAUUUGAAAGAUAUAGGGAGAAAGGGGCCACAACUUAAUGACUAAUUGGGCCGUUUCGUUACAUUUAUUCCUGUAUAUACUUUUAUAUAAGUGUGAUACCUUCCUACCUAUCUAUCUAUACGUACCUGUAUAAUCUAUAAUCCAUCAAUACAACCUUAUGAAGUAGUGCAACCUCAUAGUCAACCGUUUAAUGAACA